UGACCACCAUGGUGAGGCUCGUGCUGCCCAACCCUGACCUGGAGGACCGGAUCCUGACCUUGGAUGAGCUGGAAACCAUUGAGGAAAAGGAGGCUAGUUCCCGGCCCAAGUGGGACAACAAGACCCAGUACAUGCUCACCUGCGUGGGCUUCUGCGUGGGGCUUGGCAACGUGUGGCGCUUCCCCUACCUCUGCCAGAGCCACGGAGGAGGGGCCUUUAUGAUCCCGUUUCUCAUCCUGUUGGUCCUGGAAGGCAUCCCUUUGCUGUACCUGGAGUUCGCCAUCGGCCAACGGUUGCGGAAGGGCAGCGUGGGUGUGUGGAGUACCAUUCACCCGGCCCUGAAGGGCGUAGGCGUUGCCUCCAUGUUCGUGUCCUUCAUGGUCAGCCUGUACUACAACACCAUCAUCGCCUGGGUCAUGUGGUACUUCUUCAACUCCUUCCAGGACCCUCUGCCGUGGAAUGAGUGUCCGAUCAAUGAGAACCACACAGGCUACGUGGAAGAGUGUGCCAAGAGCUCCCCUGUGGACUACUUCUGGUACCGAGAGACCCUCAACAUCUCCACCUCCAUCAACGACUCAGGCUCCAUCCAGUGGUGGAUUCUGCUCUGCCUGACUUGCGCCUGGAGUGUGCUGUAUGUUUGCAUCAUCCGUGGCAUUGAGACCACAGGGAAGGCUGUGUACAUCACCUCCACACUACCCUACAUCGUGCUGACCAUCUUCCUCAUCCGCGGCUUGACGCUGAAGGGUGCCACCAAUGGCAUUGUGUUCCUUUUCACACCAAAUAUCACGGAGCUGGCCAACCCCAACACCUGGCUGGAUGCAGGCGCACAGGUCUUCUACUCCUUCUCACUGGCCUUUGGGGGCCUCAUCUCCUUCUCCAGCUACAACUCUGUGCACAACAACUGUGAGAUGGACUCUUUGAUUGUGUCCAUCAUCAAUGGCUUCACCUCUGUGUACGCGGCCACCGUGGUCUACUCCAUCAUCGGCUUCCGUGCUACCGAGAGCUACGAUGACUGCUUCAAUACGAACAUCCUGACCCUCAUCAACGGGUUUGACCUGCCCGAGGGCAAUGUGACCCAGGAGAACUUCGAGGCCAUGCAACAGUGGUGCAAUGCCACUGACCCUGUGGCCUACUCACAGCUCCAGUUCCAGACCUGCGACAUAAACACUUUCCUUUCCCAGGGUGUGGAGGGCACUGGCCUGGCUUUCAUCGUCUUCACCGAAGCCAUCACCAAGAUGCCUGUGUCCCCGCUGUGGUCCGUGCUCUUCUUCAUCAUGCUGUUCUGCCUGGGCCUUUCGUCCAUGUUUGGAAACACAGAGGGUGUGGUUGUGCCCCUUCAGGACCUCAGGAUCUUACCCCAGAAUUGGCCCAAAGAGCUGAUCACAGGUAUCAUCUGCUUUGGGACAUAUCUCAUCGCCUUCAUUUUCACACUGAACUCCGGCCAGUACUGGCUGUCCCUGCUGGACCAAUACGCUGGUUCCAUCCCCUUGCUCAUCAUUGCCUUCUGUGAGAUGUUUGCCGUCGUCUAUGUAUAUGGUGUGGACAGGUUCAACAGGGACAUUGAGUUCAUGAUAGGGCACAAGCCCAACAUCUUCUGGCAGGUCAUGUGGAGAGUGGUCAGCCCACUGAUCAUGCUUGUCAUUGUCAUCUUCUACCUCGUGAUCGAGGUCAACAAAGAUCUCACCUACAGCAUCUGGGACCCUGGCCAUGAGGACUUCCCCCAAUCCCAGAAGAUCUCGUACCCAAAUUGGGUGUAUGCCGUGGUGGUCAUCGUGGUUGGGGUGCCCUGCCUCACCAUCCCUGGCUUUGCCCUCUACAAGGUCAUCAGGAACUGUUGCCAGAAGUCAGGGGACCACCAGGGGCUGGUCAGCACGCAGUCCACAGCCUCCAUAAACGGGGACCUGAAGUACUGA
Molecule: messenger RNA, 1913 nt
Organism: Castor canadensis (American beaver)
Lineage: Eukaryota; Metazoa; Chordata; Mammalia; Rodentia; Castoridae
Gene: Slc6a19
Product: solute carrier family 6 member 19
Biological process (GO): sodium ion transmembrane transport; nitrogen compound transport; neutral amino acid transport
Cellular component (GO): apical plasma membrane; brush border membrane; plasma membrane
Molecular function (GO): neutral L-amino acid transmembrane transporter activity
Source: RefSeq, a predicted model, not a curated record